CAGUUCGCACUCAAAGAAACACCUCGUGCUUAUGACUUUAGAACAAGAGAACAUGAUAGAAAAUAAUGUUAUUAGGAACCCAGAGGAUUACGAUGAUUUUUCGGAUGACAAAAAACUCAAUGAAUGGACCCCUACGGGUGAAAUGGAAAA
Messenger RNA from Scutellospora calospora, 150 nucleotides. The record is from the annotation of a GenBank genome assembly. NCBI's taxonomy places the organism in Eukaryota, Fungi, Glomeromycota, Glomeromycetes, Diversisporales, Gigasporaceae.